AUGGGGCAUGUUAGCUCAGCAUACAUCGACGACUCUUAUUUGCAAGGUGAUAGUUACAGAGAAUGCUAUAACAAUGUUGUUGACACUGUGCGGCUGUUUUCUUCAUUGGGGUUUUGUGUACAUCCCGACAAAUCAGUAUUUACACCAACGCAACAACUGGUUUUUCUAGGAUUUAUUUUAAACUCAAACACGAUGACAGUUGUGCCUACUGAUGAAAAGAAAGAGAAAAUUGUCUCUGUUUGUUCUGCGGUUUUAGCUAAAACUGAGUCAAUAGUAACACUAGUUUCCAACUUCCCCGGGGCUGAAUUUGGACCAUUACACUAUAGGGAACUCGAACAAGAAAAAUAUUUUGCCCUUGUUCUGUCUAAAGGAAACUAUGCCGGGCCCAUGAGUUUAUCAACGCGUGCUGUCUCUGAGAUAAGGUGGUGGUUAUAUAAUGUACAAAAUCUCAAACGUGACAUUGUGCGGGACAAUCCUGACAUUGUUAUUAAAUCGGAUGCUUCUAACCUUGGUUGGGGUGCUAUAUACGGAGAGCAAAAAGCGGGAGGGCGAUGGAUGUCCUCUGAGGCYACGCUGCACAUCAACGUUCUGGAAUUAAAGGCGGCCUUUUUUGCACUGAAAUGCUUUUGCUCUAACUUAGACACUCAACAUGUACGUAUCUUUAUCGAUAACACCACAGCAGUAUCCUACAUUAAYAAUAUGGGAGGUUCUAAAUCUGUUUUUCUUAACUCCCUUGCCAUUAAAGUGUGGGAUUGGUGUAUCGCUAGGAACCUGUGGGUUUCUGCGGUGCAUAUCGCAGGAAAACUCAACAUCGAAGCGGAUGAAAAGUCGCGAAAGUUUAAUGACAAACAUGAGUGGCGGAUUAACGAACAAUGUUUCAACGAGAUUAUCGAAUUGUUCCCUACAGUUAACAUUGAUAUGUUUGCUAGCCGGCUAAACAAUAUGCUUGACCCUAAUCCCGAAAUGCCUAUCCAAGAUAACACAAGACAAAGCUCGUGGAAUACUGAUUGCUCCAUUAUGGCCAACUCAGACAUGGUUCCCAACACUACUACAGCAGUUAUAUCGACAACCGUGGAUCUACGCUCCGAGAAUGGACCUACUGCGACACCCGUCACGCAACGAACCACAUCCACUGUGUCGGAAACUAUGCCUGAUGGUAUGUCCCUUAUCAGGGAACACUAUGGAAACUUGGGCAUUCCAGCAAACGUUACCGAAGUGCUCUUGGCCUCUUGGAGACCAUCCACUCAAAAACAGUACAACACGUACCUCCGGAGGUGGAUGGCGUUUUGUAAUCAUUCACCAACGGUAAACGACACUCUUAAAUCCCUCAUGAAACUUUAUCAAGAGGGCGUCAGUUACUCAACGCUUAACACUGCACGCUCCGCUUUGUCUACCGUAGUUAAUAUAAAAGACUUCGGUAACAACCCAAUUGUUACCAGAUUUAUGAAAGGAAUUUUUGAGUUGCGUAAACCCACGCCUAAAUACACAGAAAUAUGGGAUGUGUCAAUCGUUUUACGUUAUCUGUCAGGACUCUAUCUUUAUGAAUCAUUAACACUUAAGAAUUUGACACUUAAAUUACUUAUGUUAUUGUUACUAGUAUCAAGCCAAAGAGGUCAGACAAUUCAUUUACUGCACAUAAAUAAUCUAGUUCCUUCAGAGGACAAAUAUGUUUUUCAUGUACUCGACCAUACAAAAACCAGUAAACCAGGAAAGCCUUACGAUAUACUUCAGAUUUGUGCCUAUGAAAUUUACCCAAAUAAUUGUCCUUUAGCAUGUCUUAAGGAAUACAUAAACAGAACCAAGCAGCUUAGAGGAAGCGAAACCAAGUUAUUCAUCAGCUAUGUGAAACCGUUUAAGCCCGUAUCUAGAGACACGAUCUCCAGAUGGACAAAGACUGUCCUUGAUAAAAGUGGYGUCGAUACUAACGUCUAUAAAGCACAUAGUACUAGAGCAGCGUCGACAUCAAAGGCCAGCAGAGGAAACGUACCAAUAGAUCAAAUAAUGGCUAAUGCUGGCUGGAAGUCAGCGGAAACGUUUUACAAAUUUUACGAUAAACCAGUUGAAUCUAGUACUAGCAUCACGGAUGUUCAUGUUCGUCUUUGGAUAUGUGCUGGCCAAAUGACCUGUGUAUGCGGUGCAGCAAUACGAGAGGGAAAAGACGUCAUAGUUAUAUCUAUGUGUAACAAAAUGAAAGAUUCAGUGCCUACAAUACUAAGGACUCUCAAACGAAGUCCUGGAAGUCUAUCGAAAGGAAUACAAAUCACUAAGAAGAUCAGUGGUUCAUCAUUGGAGCAGGAGCAAGCUGGCGUCUUAAAGAAGGGAAGAGCUUUUUUGAGGUUCUCCCUGAACAAGAACUUCAAGAACAAGUUGAACAAGGAAGAUCCUGCUAUUGUGGCAUCGAAGGUGAAACAAAACAGGAUGAAAGAUGUGAUGACAACGCAAACCUUUUCACAAGAAUCGACGCUACUCAGAUAG
Messenger RNA from Actinia tenebrosa (Australian red waratah sea anemone), 2475 nucleotides. RefSeq lists its product as uncharacterized. The record is from RefSeq and is a predicted model, not a curated record. Gene Ontology annotation, biological process: DNA recombination; DNA integration. Gene Ontology annotation, molecular function: DNA binding. NCBI's taxonomy places the organism in Eukaryota, Metazoa, Cnidaria, Anthozoa, Actiniaria, Actiniidae.